Acanthopagrus latus (yellowfin seabream) is the source of this 7772-nucleotide messenger RNA. Its product is annotated as melanoma receptor tyrosine-protein kinase-like. The transcript has 27 exons. Bases 420 to 4007 code for a protein of 1195 amino acids. Gene Ontology annotation, biological process: positive regulation of kinase activity; positive regulation of epithelial cell proliferation; multicellular organism development. Gene Ontology annotation, molecular function: epidermal growth factor receptor activity; epidermal growth factor binding; ATP binding. The record is from RefSeq and is a predicted model, not a curated record. Lineage: Eukaryota; Metazoa; Chordata; Actinopteri; Spariformes; Sparidae. Gene Ontology annotation, cellular component: basal plasma membrane; signaling receptor complex.
UUUAAUUGUUUGUUGUUUUUAUUGUUUGUUGUUUUUGGGUUCAUAAAUGAAACAAUAAGACUGAAAUCAAACAACUGAAGAGAAAAAAAACUUUUAAUAUUCCAUCAAAUGAAUUGAUCCAAUAGAGUGUCAAUAAAAAUGAUUGAAAACUGAAUUAGAGGAGGAGGAGUGGUGGUGGAGGAGGUGGUGGAGGAGGAGGAGGAGGAGGAGGAGGAGGAGGAGGAGGAGGAGUGGAGGAGGAGGAGGAGGAGGAGGAGGAGGUGCUCAGCAGAGCCUCGUUGCUCCUCCGUCAGUCAGCUCCAACAUUUGCACCCAGCAGCAGCUCCAGUGUGUCGGUGUGUGUGUGUGUUCGCUGAUGGAGGAGGUCUUUGUCCAGCAGGAGAAACUUUGAGGAGCUUCAGUAGAAACCAGCUGCGGACAUGAAGCUGAGUGGAGGAGGAGCAGGAGGAGCAGGAGGAGCAGGAGGAGCGGCGGCGCUGCUGCUGCUGCUGCUCGGCCGCUGCUGCUGCACCAGCCCCGGCAGGAGAGUGUGUCAGGGGAUGGGUAACCAGCUGACGUUGUUGGGGAGUCGUGAGAAUCACUAUGAGAACAUGGUGCGGAUGUACUCCAACUGCUCCGUGGUCCUGGAGAACCUGGAGAUCACCUACAGCCUGGAGCACCAGGACCUGUCCUUCCUGCAGUCCAUCCAGGAAGUCGGCGGCUACGUUCUGAUCGCCAUGAACGAGGCCGCCACCAUCCCAUUGGUCAAUCUGAGGCUGAUCCGGGGUCAGAACCUGUACGAGGGUCAGUUCGCUCUGCUGGUGAUGUCCAACUACAACAGGAACCACUCGUCUCCAACGGUCAACUACACCAGCGGACUGAGACGGCUGCAGCUCAGCAGUCUGAACGAGAUCCUGACAGGAGGGGUGAAGAUGACCUACAAUCCUCUGCUGUGUUACGUUGAGACGAUCCAGUGGUGGGACAUUCUGGACAGAACCAGCAAUCCCAUCAUGCUUUUCAAGAUCGAGAACUUCACGCAUAACUGUGAGACGUGUGACCCGGGGUGUGUGAACGGGUCGUGUUGGGCUCCAGGACCGGAUCACUGCCAGAGAUUCACCAAGCUGCAGUGUGCCGAGCAGUGCAGCGGAAGGUGUCGAGGUCCAAAACCCAUCGACUGCUGUAACGAACACUGUGCUGCAGGCUGCACUGGACCUCGAGCCACCGACUGCCUGGCCUGCAGGCACUUCAACGAUGAUGGAACCUGUAAGGACGCUUGUCCUCGACCGACGAUCUACGACCAAAAGACCCACCAGGAGGUCAACAACCCCAAGGCCAAGUUCGCCUUCGGGGCGACCUGCGUCAAGGCCUGCCCACAUAACUAUGUGGUGACAGGUGGAUCGUGUGUUCGCACCUGCAGCGCUGGAUCGUACGAGGUGGAGGACAACGGAGUCCAGCGCUGCAAACCCUGUGAGGGACCCUGUCCUAAAGCCUGUGACGGAGUCGGGGUCGGCACUCUGACCAACACUCUGGCCAUCAACGCCUCCAACAUCGAAUCCUUCAGGAACUGCACGAAGAUCAACGGGGACGUCUCGCUCAUCCAGACCACCUUCAUCGGGGACGCGCACUACAAAAUCCCGCCCAUGGACCCGGCUAAACUGGAGUACUUCAGGACAGUGAAGGAGAUCACCGGUUUCCUGCUGAUCCAGUCGUGGCCGGAGAAUCUGACCUCUCUGUCCGUGUUCGAGAACCUGCAGAUCAUCAGAGGGAGAACAACUCGAUCUCAGCACAGUCUGGCGGUGGUGAGGGUGAAGAACCUGCGCUGGCUCGGUCUGCGCUCUCUGAAGGAGGUGAGCGCCGGCCGGGUGAUGCUGAAGGACAACUCCCAGCUGUGCUACACCGGACCCGCCCACUGGCCCCGCCUCGUCAGAUCCAGAGACCAGGUCAUCACCGUACGCAACAACGCCCCCCCUGAAGACUGCGAGCAACAGAACCAGACCUGUGACUCAGAGUGUACAGGUGACGGCUGCUGGGGUCCCGGUCCGAACAUGUGUGUCUCCUGUCGACAUUUCAACCGCAGGGGGCGCUGUGUGCCGCUGUGUAACCUGCUGCAGGGCGAGCCCAGAGAGGUGGAGGUGAACAGCAGCUGUGUGGAGUGUCACCCUGAGUGUCUGCUGCAGACGGGCGGCCCGACCUGCCUCGGCCCGGGUCCAGACCAGUGUUCCCAGUGUGCCCAUCAUAAAGACGGUCCUCACUGCGUGCCGCGCUGCCCCCACGGCGUUCCAGGAGACGGCGACACGCUGAUCUGGAAAUACGCCGACAAGACGGGCCAGUGUCAGUCCUGCCACCAGAACUGCACCCAGGGGUGUUCCGGUCCUGGACUGUCGGGAUGCAGCAGUGCUCCCACUCACUCCACGAUGGCGGUGGCCGUGGUGGGCGGGCUCCUGAUCGCUGUCAUCGUGUCGCUGGUGAUCUUUGUGCUGCUGCGGCGACGACGAAUCAGGAGGAAGAGGACGCUGCGGCGCAUUCUGCAGGAGAGAGAGCUGGUGGAGCCGCUGACUCCGAGCGGCCAGGCGCCGAACCAGGCGCUGCUGAGGAUCCUGAAGGAGACGGAGUUUAAGAAGAUCCGAGUGCUCGGCUCCGGAGCCUUCGGGACCGUCUACAAGGGCCUGUGGAUCCCUGAGGGAGAGGACGUCAGGAUCCCAGUGGCCAUCAAAGUUCUCAGAGAGGCCACGUCACCGAAAGCCAACAAAGAAAUCCUGGAUGAGGCGUAUGUGAUGGCCAGCGUGGAACACCCUCACGUGUGUCGCCUGCUGGGGAUCUGCCUGACGUCGUCGGUCCAGCUGGUGACUCAGCUGAUGCAGUACGGCUGCCUGCUGGACUACGUCCGCCACCACAAGGACCACAUCGGAGCCCAGUGGCUGCUCAACUGGUGCGUCCAGAUCGCCAAGGGCAUGAACUACCUGGAGGAGCAUCACCUGGUGCAUCGAGACCUGGCGGCGAGGAACGUCCUGGUGAAAACUCCGAACCACGUGAAGAUCACCGACUUCGGCCUGGCCAAGCUGCUGACGGCUGACGAGAAGGAAUACCACGCUGACGGAGGGAAGGUUCCCAUUAAGUGGAUGGCGUUGGAGUCGAUCCUCCAGUGGACGUACACGCAUCAGAGCGACGUCUGGAGCUACGGUGUGACGGUGUGGGAGCUGAUGACGUUCGGAUCCAAACCGUACGACGGCAUCCCGGCCAGCGAGAUCUCCUCGGUGCUGGAGAGAGGAGAACGGCUGCCCCAGCCUCCGAUCUGCACCAUCGACGUCUACAUGAUCAUGGUCAAAUGUUGGAUGAUCGACCCGUCCAGUCGUCCCAAGUUCAGGGAGCUGAUAUCAGAGUUCUCAAAAAUGGCCAGAGAUCCGUCCAGAUACCUGGUCAUACAGGGUGACCUCCCCAGUCCGACUGACAGCAGGUUUUACUCUCGCCUGCUGAGCUCAGGUGACAUGGAGGACGUGGUCGACGCUGACGAAUACCUGCUGCCGUACAAAGGAAUGGGUAACCAUGACAACCGUCCCUGCAGCGCCACGAACGGUCGUCCAGUCAGAGAGAACAGCAUCGCUCUGCGUUACAUCACUGAUCCCACACACAACCCUCUGGAUAAAGACGACUUCACCGUCCACGACUACAUGAACCAGAGCAUGAGUGAAACCAGCUGCAGCAGCCGGCUGUCAGACGUUUUGAAUCCCAACUACGAGGACCUGAGCCUGGGCUGGGGUGCCGCCUCGCUCCCCUCCCCGCUGGAGGAUCUGAAGGCUUUCGCCCGAGUUCCCGAGGCGCCGGAGUACCUGAACACCGCCCAGAACUCGCUCCCCCUGGUCCACAGCGACAGCCUGGACAACCCGGACUACCAGGCGGACUUCCUGCCGCAGGCCGCGUCCUCCUCCGGUAACACUGCUGCUUUAACGGGGAACGGCCGGUUCCUGCCUGCAGCGGAGAACCUGGAGUACCUGGGUCUGGGUGCUGCGCUGCAGGCGCCGAUCCGCUAGAGGCCAGCACCGUAUAGACACAGCAACAAACUGAGACCCACUUUAAUUCAGACUGCUGACAGUUUUUAAAUCAGCUGUUUUUACUGUUAUGUUGCUGAAUGAGCAGCAUUUUCUGUUACACUGGAACACAACCUGCACACUGACAGUUGCUCAACGGCACUCAGACAGUUUCUGAGGAGGAGGAGACCCGGGGAUUCAAACUCUCAGACUGGAAUAACAGCUGUAUUAUAUUGUUAGAGGUUGUGAUGGAAGGCAAACAGCUGACGAGAGAGUUGGACGAUUGAUCUUUCCACUGUCUCCUGUUUGUCUUCCUCUCGGGCUCGGGACCAUGUGGACGGGUGCAGAUCGUCCCGGACGCCUUCAGUCCGACUGUUGCUCCGCAGCUGACUAACUGGACCGAGCGCUGGUUCCAGCAGAGCGAGUCUUCUGUUACUAUGGUUACUAUCACCGGCUGACUGCUCGCCAGACCGAUGAAAAUCGAGAUGCAUUAAAAUCUGAAUGGACUCAAUAAACUUGCUAUUAACGGGAACACACACUAUUUUCUCCUGAUAACGCUGUGAACAAUCAGUCUGUGAAGUCGGCAGGAGGCGCUCUAGUUUGCUGUUAGCUGUUAGCUGUUAGCUGUUAGCGGUUAGCAGCGGAGUCCUGCGGUGUGUUUGGGUAACAGAGCUACCGCCACCUGCUGGACUGGAGGGCAGCUGAUGGCACAACAAACCAAACAUUCUCCAUGAAUCCCUUAAAGCCUCCCUCCAGUGUGUUUUGAUAUUCGUAUAUUUCAUAUUUUCUCUUUUGACAACUAAUGUUUUAUGCUCAAAGUCUCUAAAUUGAAGUUGUUGCUGAAAUGAAAUGAUCUGGGAGCCGUGUGUCCUCCAGCCGGGUCAUUAAAGCUCCUCAUGUCCUACAGAGGCAAACACUGAGAAGAUGUUUCUGCAUAAUUAGUGUUCAAGUCUAAAAAGUCUGAUGUUCUGGUACGACGACUCAUAUUCAACUGAUCCGGACUAGAAACAUGAAACUUCCUUUGUGUUUCCACCAGCACGAGCUGAUUUGCUUUUCCAGUCACCAGUUUUACUGCCGAGCCGGCGAUGGACCUGCUCCAGAGUAGAGCGGGCCCAUCUCGCCUCCAAGCGGGUCUCACGACCCAUAACAAGCACCGCUCCCCCUCAGGUCCAUACUGAACUCAGAUCUGUGCAGGAAACCUGAGAGAGAGUCUGUGUUCAGCUUCUAACUGGAUCCAUGAUGUCGUCUAUCACAACAUGGUUCUGGUGCACCAGUGGACUGGACAGAACAGAACCUACUGUGGUACUUCAGCUGAGUACAGUAAGACUUCUGCUUCCUCUACAUCUGUCCCUCCUCAACAUUUACAUUCAUGUUUUAAAUUAAACUAAAAACUUGACGUUUAAAUCAAGACUCAAAUAUUUAAAACUUAAAUAUUCACAUUCACAAAAAAAUGUUCUGAAGUGAACUUGAAUCACCAAAGAAGAAGAACUGGAGAUGUUUUCUUCUAAAUGUCACAUGACACGAUCUGAAGCUGGUUCUGUAGUCUCGGUACCAGCAGCACCGUGGUGCCGCCUGCUGGUGCUGUGGCGGCUCUGCAGCUCCAGUCUGAGAACAGGAUGUCUUGAAGCAGAUAGAAGGACGUUUGUAAGUGUUGAAUUUAUACAGCUAACAGUUAAAACUCCUCCUGUGAAGACAUAUUUAUACGUCUACAGCUGAACACUGUUAACUAACAGCAGGUUGUCUCUAAACUACUGCAGUCAUGCUUUUGAAAUGCCUGAUGGGUAAUUAUUUUAUUGAAUAUUACAGUCAACUGUUGUGAAUUUGAAUUUAAACAACAUUCUGGAGCUGAACUAUGAAUUUUCUUUUAAAAUGGCACAUAACAAGGUAACAUUGUAUCAGGAAACAGUAUCAAAAAGUCACUGAGCAAUCGGAUACUGUAAAACAAUGCUAACAUGCUAACAAGCUCAAUAUGGCUGGGUAAACUAGGGAAAAAAUACAACAUGAUCAUUUACAUCAUCAUGAUGUAAGUUUACACCAACAUACUGUAUUUUCACAGUAAGUUCUGGCAGUAAAUUACUGUAGUUAUGCGUUUGCAAUGCCUGAUGGGUAAUUAUUUCCUAGAAUAUUUCUCCGAUUCUGAAGCAGCUAUGGCAGAAUGUAAAGUUGGUACAUUACACUGAAAUCAGGAUACAACAUCACACAGUGACUGAACCAUCAAAUAUAGUUUUACAAGGUACAGAUGCUAACAUGCUAACAUGCUAACAAGCAAUAUGGUUGGGUAAACUAGAAAAAAACUACAAAAUGUGAAAAACAACGUGAUGAUGUAAAUUUACAUCUGUAAACUGUUUUUACAGUAAAAGUGUGUCGGCUACUUUACAAGCACAACAUCUCACUGUGGUUCAUCACCUGUAGAAUAAUUACAGUAAUAAUAAUAUUACAGUAAUAAUGUUAAGGGCUGUAUGUUCUGAUUGAUCCAGCGGGGGAGUUCUGGUUGUUACUGAAACAUCUGGAAACACGUGAAUCUGCUCUGAGCUUCACCUCUGUGUUAUAAAGCCUUCAGUACGUGUGUGUAAAUGAACUUUAAAUGUCUUUAUUCUGGUUGUUAAAUCACUUCAUACUGUUAAAUCAUGACCCGGACCAGUUGUGUGUGUCCAGAUGAACAUUAGUGCUCACAGUGUGGAUGUACAGUGUUCGUCCUGAAGGUUUCUGGUUGGUGUCACCAGUUAAAUCACAGUAAAAGUUCAGUCUUACUUUUCUUCCCUCGCUUGACUUGAAGACUGAAGCAGAGUUCAGGUUUGUGUACAGAGUUUUUUUACUUGACGAGAAUGAGCCAAACUUUUCUGUCACUGCACGAUUCUGUAAGUGUUUCUGCUCGUCGCUGUUUGUCACUGCUGUUAGUGGAGACCUGUGGAGGCUGCUUGAUGAUUAUUAUUCAGGUUCUCGAGGACGUUCAUCUUUAUCUCAGGAGAACAAACAGAGCUGAUGUUUAAGGCUGAUGGAGUCCUCUCAGGUGAAGACCGUCUGCACGUCCACGGCUCAUAUUUAGUUUUUGAACCCAUUCUUCUGACAUGAGAGGUGAUUUUUCUUGGUUUCUUCAGAGGUUCUCUCUCUGCGUUCUCGAUACUUUCAUGUGUUUCAGGACGAGAGAUGAAUAUCUGAUCAGGACUAAAGUCCAACUCAAGUAUCAGAGAAGAAACAAAACAAACUUACAUCUUUAGAUCUUUGCAUUAAGACAAACUUGAACUAUGACCAGAAGAAGAAACUCUGCCUCACUAGUUUUUAUCCAAAUAUGCCAAAUUUCCAGAAAACUGUCAAAAGAAAAUGUGAAAGUUUUUGUAUCCGUCCCCUGCUGUGAAUAAAAGAGCCAAACCUGAUGGAAAUCAGACGGUUUUGUCAGGUUACUGUGUUAAUGUGAGGAAAGUCACAGUCUCACAGGCACAAUAUGGAAAAUAUGAAUACAAAGAACAGAACAGUGAUGUGAGCAGAGAGUCCAACAACAGUCUGAACUGACAGACAUCGAGUUAAUGAGCCUAAAAGUAAAAAUGAAUAAUAAUCAUGCAGGACGACACUGAGCCUCCACAGAAUCACUGAGGAUCACGUUGUGUAAAUGUGUGUAAAUGUUUUAUUGUGCCGCGUUUCAACUUGAAGUGUUGUUAAAUGUGAACGAGUUGUGAAGCCACAGUUGGUCUGUGCUGUUUACAGGCUUCAGCUCACCUGCUAACCAGGACGCCAUCUUGUAGAAGAAACAUUAAAGUUGUAGUUUCUGUU